Messenger RNA from Argentina anserina (silverweed cinquefoil), 3032 nucleotides. Its product is annotated as probable methionine--tRNA ligase. The transcript has 18 exons. The record is from RefSeq and is a predicted model, not a curated record. Lineage: Eukaryota; Viridiplantae; Streptophyta; Magnoliopsida; Rosales; Rosaceae. Gene Ontology annotation, cellular component: cytosol; aminoacyl-tRNA synthetase multienzyme complex. Gene Ontology annotation, biological process: methionyl-tRNA aminoacylation. Gene Ontology annotation, molecular function: ATP binding; methionine-tRNA ligase activity; tRNA binding. The coding region runs from base 434 to 2815 and encodes 793 amino acids.
UCAUACCUCAGACCUCACCCAUCUCACCUUCUGGCCUAACUUCACCUCACCUCACCUCGUUCAGUCAAUCUCUCUCCGGCUCGGAUCCGCGUGCUCGCUGCCAUCACUCCCUCCACAACGCUCUUUUCAUUCCGUCGUCAACCCAGCAGUGUCGUCUGGUCAUUUGCCGACUUGGUGCUCUCUUAGUCUCUCUUGCACAGCCUCUCUUCUAUUUCUCGCUCAAUCUCGGGAUAAGAUUUAGAGCGUUGAGCAUAGUGUUCCGACACUACUUUGAAGGGAAAGCAGCUUUUCAUAGUGAAGAAAUUGAAUAGGAAAGCAGCCUCUACUAGUACAGUAGUACUCUUGGUUGUGCUACCAUUUUCACUUGAAAUAUAUUAAAAGAAUCGAAAAACUUUCCUCACUGAGAAAAGCCCUAAGAACCACCACCGCCGCCAUGGGAGACCUCGCCGCCCCUCCCAAGCUCCCCAUCCCCGGCCAACGCAACGUCCUCAUCACCAGCGCCCUGCCCUACGUCAACAACGUCCCUCACCUCGGCAACAUCAUCGGCUGCGUUCUCAGCGCCGACGUCUUCGCUCGCUACUGCCGCCUCCGCUGCUACAACACCGUCUAUGUCUGCGGCACCGAUGAGUACGGCACCGCCACCGAGACCAAGGCUAUGGAGGAGAAGUGUAGCCCCAAGGAGAUCUGCGACAAGUAUCAUGCGAUUCAUAAGCAGGUGUAUGAGUGGUUCAAUAUAAGCUUUGACAAAUUCGGAAGGACUUCAGCGCCUGAGCAGACCGAGGUUUGUCAGGCGAUUUUCAAUAGGCUGCUGAAGAAUAACUGGCUUUCAGAGAACACAAUGCAGCAGCUUUACUGUGAUACAUGCACGCGCUUUUUAGCCGACAGGCUCGUGGAGGGAACUUGCCCGACACCAGGUUGUGAUUAUACCUCUGCGAGAGGGGAUCAGUGUGAGAAGUGUGGGAAGCUUUUGAACCCCACAGAAUUAAAGGAUCCAAAGUGUAAGGUGUGUAAGUCGCCUCCACGGAUCCGUGAUACAAACCAUUUAUUUCUGGAACUUCCUUUGCUGAAGGAUAGGUUGGAAGAGUAUAUAAAUAAAAUGUCAGUGGAGGGUUCUUGGAGCCAGAAUGCCAUUCAAGCGACAAAUGCAUGGCUCAAAGAGGGGCUUAGACAGCGGUGUAUCACCAGGGAUCUGAAGUGGGGGGUUCCAGUUCCACAUGAUAACUUCAGGGACAAGGUUUUCUAUGUGUGGUUUGAUGCGCCUAUUGGUUAUGUUUCAAUUACUAAAUGCUACACUCCAGAUUGGGAGAAAUGGUGGAAGAAUCCAGAGAACGUGGAGUUGUAUCAAUUUAUGGGCAAAGAUAAUGUGCCAUUCCACACGGUUAUGUUUCCUUCCACGCUUCUCGGAACUGGUGAAAAUUGGACUUUGAUGAAGACAAUCAGUGUUACUGAAUACUUGAACUAUGAAGAUGGAAAGUUUUCUAAGAGUAAGGGAAUUGGAGUAUUUGGAAACGAUGCCAAAGAUACAAACAUUCCUGUUGAAGUAUGGCGAUAUUACUUGCUAACCAAUAGGCCCGAGAUCUCAGACACAUUAUUCACAUGGGCGGAUUUGCAAGCAAAACUCAACAGUGAGUUGCUCAAUAAUUUGGGCAACUUUAUCAACAGGGUGUUGAGUUUUGUUGCUAAACCUUCAGGUCAAGGAUAUGACUCCAUUAUUCCAGAUGCUCCAGAUGCGCUUUCUGAUCCUUUGACAAAUAGAACAGCUGAAAAAGUGGGUAAAUGUGUGGAGGAAUACGUAGAGGCCAUGGAGAAGGUAAAACUAAAGCAAGGACUCAAACUAGCAAUGAGCAUUUCUAGUCAAGGGAAUAUAUAUCUGCAAGAAAGUCAGUUCUGGAAACUUUACAAGGUAGAUCAACCUCGCUGCUCUGUUGUUAUGAGAACUGCAGUGGGGCUGGUGCAUCUUCUUGCCUGCUUAUUAGAACCCUUCAUGCCCUCAUUUUCUGUUGAGGUAUUUAAGCAGCUCAAUUUGCCUCCUGAGACACAGAUAUCGCUAUGUGAUGAUAAAGGCGAGAUUGAGAGGGCAAGGCGGCCUUGGGAGAUUUUACCUAUAGGUCACAAGAUUGGGAAACCAGAGCCGCUGUUCAAGGAAUUGAAUGAUGAGGAAGUAGAUUCUCUAAGGAAGAAGUUUGCCGGAAGUCAGGCCGAUAGAAAGGAAAGGCAAGAAGCUGAAGCAGUGAAGUUGGCUGAGCAACUUAAGAAAUCAAAAGUUUCAGAUAAGACUGGAAAGAAAAAGCAAGCCCCAAAAUCUGCAACUGAAGCUGAGAUUACCAUAUCUAGACUAGAUAUUCGCGUAGGCCUCAUUACAAAAGCUCAAAAGCAUCCUGAUGCUGAUUCACUCUAUGUUGAAGAGAUUGAUGUUGGCGAAGGACAGCCCAGAACAGUAGUCAGUGGACUAGUCAAGUUUAUACCUCUUGAAGAAAUGCAGAAUCGGAAGGUAUGUGUCCUUUGCAACCUGAAGCCGGCGACCAUGCGGGGUAUCAAAUCACAAGCAAUGGUUCUUGCUGCUUCAGAUAGUGAUCACACUGCAGUUGAGUUGGUUGAUCCACCAAAUUCUGCUCAAGUUGGGGAGAGAAUCACAUUCCCAGGGUUUGAAGGUGAGCCUGAUGACGUGUUGAACCCCAAGAAGAAGGUUUGGGAAACCCUGCAGGUAGAUUUUCACAGUAACGAUAUGCUAGAAGCUUGCUAUAAAGAUAUUCCACUCACUACAUCAGCUGGUGUUUGCACUGUUAAAUCAAUUUGUGGCGGGUCAAUUAGGUAGAAGUGGGAUGAAUUCUGUUGCCGGAAAACACGACUUAUUUUUUCAUAAAUUUUUGUAGAUUUAUAGAAGUCAAUUAUUCAGAGAGAAUACUUCUAUGGUGUAAAAUGCUAAUUUGAGAACAAGCUAUGAAUUUUGAAAAUUUGGUUUUUGUUAAACCUAUGAAUGUAGGAAGGUUUUGGUUUUUGUUAUGUGGAAAAUUUGGGAUUUAUUAACUCUA